Messenger RNA from Dermacentor albipictus, 2179 nucleotides. RefSeq names its product protein FMC1 homolog. Lineage: Eukaryota; Metazoa; Arthropoda; Arachnida; Ixodida; Ixodidae. Gene Ontology annotation, biological process: protein desumoylation; proteolysis. The record is from RefSeq and is a predicted model, not a curated record. Gene Ontology annotation, cellular component: nucleus; mitochondrion. Gene Ontology annotation, molecular function: deSUMOylase activity.
AAAACUAUGAUGCGUCAGAUCAGUCAAGCAACACAAUCCGGGCGGGACGUUACGUAGUUACGUAACAUGGCGGCACCCAAAGAGUCUCUGGGUUUGAUCCGCGCCGUUAUUCAAGAGCUUAGGAGAAACCUCCCGCAGGGACAGUUCUGCACGCUGGAAGGGAGCCCCCGUGAUAGGGCACCGUGAGUCCUCCCCCCCCAGCGGUGCCUCCUGCCUCAUCCGGAGUCUUGAUGGACUUCAGGCUCACCGGUUUAUUCGAGUCCACCUGCCCUUGUCGCACCAACAAUUCGAACUUCGAAUCCUGCCCCGAACCCGGCUUCCGGCCCCUCGUCUCCAGCAUGCCUGGGCCCAGCACAGGCCGCAGCAUGUCUGACCUCCUAAAGAUGACACAAGACUGCUCGGUGGCAUUGCAGCGGCUCGAGGACAUGGUACCCGGCUUCCACUACACAACACGGUCCACCCGCACCUUGGCCGGAAAAGAGAGGCUCGCCAAAGCAGCAGUGUGCACCAAUGGGGCAGGUGCUGCCGCUGCCAUGGAUGACGAGUGGAUUAAGAGCCGCGUGCAGAAGGAGCUGAGGCGUGGGCGAGGUGACAAGCAUCGUGUGGCCGUGCGCAGUUACGGUUACACCGUGACUUGGAAGGACCUGAACACUGUGCUCGGUACAAACUGGCUGAAUGACGUUGUCAUUGACUUCUACAUAGCGCUUGUGGCCGAGCGCGCCAAAGAAGUUUCAGACGGUCUCCGCGUUCAUGCGCUGACGACGCACUUCUUCAAUGUGCUGAAAAUCCGGGGCUAUGAAGCCGUGCGCCGCUGGACGGACACGGUUGACUUGUUUGCUUUCAACCUAGUGCUCGUGCCCAUCCACGACCACGAUCACUGGUCACUCGCCGUUCUAAAUAUAACAAACCAGACAUUUGAGUUCUACGAUUCGAUGGGUCGUAAGAACUGGAACUGCUAUCAGGUGUUGAUGGCAUACCUGAGGAAAGAGCACAAAGACAAACGGAAGUCUCCACUGACUCCAGACGUAAAAUGGGAGUGCCAGUACAUAAAGAACCUUCCGCAGCAGACUAACUCUCAUGACUGUGGUGUGUUUGUGUGCCUCUAUGCGGAGUGCCUCGCGAGAGGUGCGCCAUUCAAUUUUUCAGCUCGCGACAUUCAGCGGUUACGAUAUAGAAUGGCCUUUGAGAUCUUGUCGGGGAAGUUGAUGGAUCACUGACACUUACUGCUGCUUCCUCUGAAGACAAACUGGUGCGUUACCUGGGAGAGAGGCUUAGCCGAUUGCAGCCUCCACGCAUGUGCCUGUGUUGUUUACAUGAACUUACUUGAUUACCUGUGCUAGGAAGUCUGUUGACGCCUUGUCUGUGCAGACUGGACAUUGUCUUCGUUUGUUUUAUGCGGGCUGGUGAACCCCGUUGAUUUUUGCAAUGUGAUACAAAUGUUAAAGAUCUUCAGGCCUCUGCCUUCUGCCAAUCCAAAGGCCAACAAAAUACCAAUCCAAAGGCGAAUGGAAGCCUCUACAUUUAUUUUUGCACAAUGUUGUGCUCUACAUAUUUGUGAGGUUCUCGCUCAGCCGCAACCCUUAAUGGCCACGUUCAUGGAAAGCUGUUUCGUUUUUGAAUACUCCAUUUUCAUAUUUCAGGUGUUCUAUAGGAGCUCAUAAUUUUCACUCAUUUAAUAACCUUCUUGCCAAGCUCUCUUAAUUACAACAGGCCUUCUGUGAACUAUGCUCAAAGCAGGGUGUCACUGCUUGUUUCCUAAGAGAAGACCUGUUAUUAAAGUUCUAGGCCACCUUUUCAGUGUAUUGACAACGGGAAAGAUUAAAUUUUUGCAGUCCUCACUCUCACAUAAAGCCAUAAUAAUGACCAUCCAGUGCCCUGGUUGUUCAUUAUUGCUGCUGCGACAUUUAUCGCACCCAUUACAGCAGACUUCCACAAAAGGAAAGCUUCUUCCCGAACAAAUUUUUGUAUUAGAGUUGGUAUUGUGGCACGGUGCUUAAGGUGAUGUUACUGCCGCAUUUUUGUAAAUUAUGUUGAGUUUUGUAUGGGCACAAGAAGUGUUGUACAUCAGAAUUUCAUGUCCUGGCGUUGGGUGCUCUAUCACUCCUUUCUUUUUUGUUUUUUCUCAAUUGAAAGGACCCCACGGAGGAAAUAAAUGUUCAUGUAUUUUUUUACUGUUAAA